Messenger RNA from Miscanthus lutarioriparius, 2496 nucleotides. The record is from the annotation of a GenBank genome assembly. Lineage: Eukaryota; Viridiplantae; Streptophyta; Magnoliopsida; Poales; Poaceae.
AUGCCCCUGGACCCCGACUCCUCGUCGCCGGCGCCGGCGCCGCCGCACCGGGACUGGUUCUUCCCGCCGGCGCCGCCGUUCCUGGCCUCCUCCAGGACGCGGACCCCCAGGACGCCCUUCCCCUCCACCUACCGCUCCUCCAAUCCCUACUCAGCCUACUCCCUCGCCGACCGCCACCCGCCUCCUACCCCACGCUCCCGCUCCCGCUCUCCGCACCCACCGCCGGAGCAGCAGCAGCAGCUGCCGCUGCCGCCGUCGAUUCCUCCGUCCGCGCCGCGCCGCCGUGACCCCCGGUACGCCGGCGUCCGCCGCGAGGAUGUCCGUACGGCUGCCUCCGAGCAAGCGGCGCCCCCGACGUCCGCGCCGGUGCACGGGAGGAAGCUCGCGGCGUCGGCGAUCGCUCCGCGUUGGUCCGGGGUGCUCUCCGCGGCGGUUAUUUUACUGUGCCUGGCCUCCCUUCUCCGCAGGAACUUCUCGUUGCACGAUCAGGUUUACCAUCUGCAGGAGCAGCUGGCUGUAGCUACUGCAAAACUUCAGGCAUGCAUUGUAGACCCCUCACUGGAUACGAGCAGCAUUAAUCUGUUUUAUCAGGAUGCUAACAGUACCACGCAGAACAGAAGCCUUAAGAACCUUUCCCUGCUUAUCUCGCUUUCGGUACUAUACGCACCACUCCUCAUUCUCAACUUGUCUGAUUGUCUUUGGCUGUCCUGGACCUUCGUUGCUGACUCGGGGAACCAUGCCAAUGCUGAGGGUUUUGGACCCAAGCUGGUUUCGGUUUCAAUUAGUAUUGGUGGGAUGUUGGUUUUUGCUAUGAUGCUUGGUCUUGUCACUGAUUCAAUCUCUGAGAAGUUUGAUUCUUUGAGGAAAGGAAGAAGUGAAGUCAUAGAGCAGAGCCACACUCUAAUUCUUGGAUGGAGCGAUAAGCUGGGAUCUUUACUGAACCAAAUUGCCAUUGCUAAUGAAAGCUUGGGAGGUGGGACCAUUGUAGUGAUGGCUGAGAGAGACAAAGAGGAAAUGGAAGCAGACAUUGCUAAAAUGGAGUUUGACUUGAAAGGAACAGCUGUAAUAUGUAGAAGUGGAAGCCCUCUGAUACUCGCUGACUUGAAAAAGGUCUCAGUUUCAAAGGCACGAGCAAUUGUUGUUCUUGCCGAAGAAGGAAACGCUGACCAGAGUGAUGCACGGGCACUGCGAACAGUCUUGAGUUUGACUGGAGUUAAAGAGGGACUAAGUGGUCACAUAGUAGUUGAGCUUAGUGAUCUCGACAAUGAAGUUCUAGUCAAACUUGUUGGUGGAGAUCUUGUGGAAACGGUUGUCGCGCAUGAUGUUAUUGGACGAUUGAUGAUACAGUGUGCACGUCAGCCAGGCCUUGCUCAGAUAUGGGAAGACAUUCUUGGUUUUGAGAACUGUGAAUUCUACAUUAAGAGAUGGCCUAAGUUGGAUGGAAUGCGAUUUGAAGAUGUGCUGAUUAGCUUUCCUGAUGCUGUUCCAUGUGGCAUAAAAGUGGCAUCUUAUGGGGGCAAGAUUAUUUUAAACCCUGAUGAUUGUUAUGUUUUGCAAGAGGGUGAUGAGGUGAUAGUAAUUGCAGAGGAUGAUGAUACAUAUGCCCCAGCACCAUUGCCCAAGGUUAGGAGAGGGUAUCUGCCUAAAGAUUUUGUUGUUCCAAAGUCUCCAGAAAGAAUAUUGUUUUGUGGUUGGCGCCGUGAUAUAGAAGAUAUGAUAAUGGUACUUGAUGCUUUCCUUGCGCCAGGAUCAGAGUUGUGGAUGUUUAACGAUGUCCCUGAGGUUGACAGAGAAAGAAAGCUGAUUGAUGGAGGUCUGGACUUCAGUCGCCUCGAUAAUAUUACUUUGGUGCAUCGUGAAGGAAAUGCUGUUAUUCGCCGUCACCUGGAGAGCCUUCCUUUAGAAUCAUUCGAUUCUAUCCUGAUUUUGGCAGAUGAAUCUGUAGAAGAUUCAGCAAUCCAAGCUGACUCGAGGUCACUUGCAACGUUACUGCUGAUCAGAGAUAUUCAGGCAAAACGUCUUCCAUACAAGGAAUCAUUGGUUUCACAUGUUUCCCGAGGGACCUUUUCUGAAGGUUCUUGGAUAGGGGAGAUGCAACAAGCAUCUGACAAAUCUGUCAUAAUCAGUGAAAUUUUGGACCCCAGGACAAAAAAUUUGUUGUCAAUGUCAAAAAUUAGUGACUAUGUUCUUUCAAAUGAACUAGUGAGCAUGGCAUUGGCAAUGGUCGCAGAGGAUCGACAGAUAAAUAAUGUCUUGGAGGAGCUCUUCGCCGAACAGGGAAAUGAAAUGCAAAUACGACCUUCCGAUCUUUACCUUAGAGAAGAAGAGGAGUUAAAUUUCUUUGAGGUCAUUCUGCGAGCUAGACAGAGGAAAGAGAUUGUCAUUGGGUACCGUCUUGAGGCAGCUGAGCGUGCCAUAAUCAAUCCAACACACAAAGUUUCAAGGCGAAGGUGGUCACCCAAGGAUGUUUUUGUUGUUAUAUCCGAGAAAGAUUGA